UCGGCCCUUCCUCUGAUCACCUUUCAUUCUGAGCCACGACUGUCAUCGACAACGUCCAGCCAGAGAAGUUCCAACUUAAGAAGCAUCACUGCAGAGAUAAGCAGAGAAGGCGGCCGCUCUGGUGCGAAACUCCUCUCCUCCUUACGACCCGUGAAAGUCCAUCUGGAAGUGACAGCUUCGUCCGCUUUUGUAGUAUCGUGCGUAUUACGUCUACAGUCGCGCAAUCGGCGCCACGAGCUUGUUGGACCCCAGUUUCCGUAAUUAAAUAGCGUAGAAGCAGGGCAAUCGUGAAGCAACGCGGAUAUUGCGAUCAUGGCCUCCGAAAGCGCGAUCGUUCGGAUGCGCGCAGCAGCGGAAGGAAAUAAGUCGUCCGACGAAGAGUCUCCUAUAUCGCGCGUGGACGACGCGGUCGUCGCGAAGAUUCUGCAGAAGCUUCGCGAUCCCAAGGACGUUCGUUCCGCACUCUGCGUCUGCAAGGCCUGGCGACGCGUCUCUCCUAUGGCCGUGCGCCACGUGUCCACGGUCUUCGAUCCCGUCCAAGCGCACUCCACCCUCUUCUUGGCUGACGUCAGCAAACGCGCCUUUGUCUCGCGCCGCGAUCCUUCCAUCACUGGGAACUGGGCGGCGAUCACAGCACCCGAGCUGACCAAUAGCGUUCUUCCACGUGGCGACGAAUCGCAGCUCUCUCGUGGCCUUUGGAGCUCCCCGAAGGAGUGGUCCCCGAGCCAGGUUCGGAAGCUGGUUCGGCAGGUGCCGAACCUACUGAGCGUCGGUUUGGCAUGCCGGGCGGAACACCUGGGUCCGAUCCUGCGCAUCUUAGGAGGGGAGCGGGCAUUGGUGGAGUGUGGAUUAAAGCCGGGCGAGGGUGGUUUAAAGCCGGGCGAGGGUGGUUUAAAGCCGGGCGAGGGUGGUUUAAAGCCGGGCGAGGGUGGAUUAAAGUCGCUUCGAGCGUGUACCUUGGAGGUGGUAUCGCGACCCGACGCAAGGGGCACGGGCGGAUUAGCGGAAGGACUGGAGAAUAUUGCGCGCGGCUGUCCUAGACUCCUGGCGUUGCACCUUCAAGGAAGGUUCUUCGUGCUGAGCGAACUCGAUACCAUCAGCAGCAGCAGCAGCAGCGGCGGCGGCGGAGGCGGCGGCGGAGGCGACGGCGGAGGCGGCGUAGGCGGCGGAGGCGUCAGUAGUGUCUCUCUUCCGAGUAUCGUGGCGGCUCGCUGCCUUCCUCGCCUCACCAGCCUCGCUCUCCCGCUCACCACUCUUCCCAAAGCGUUUCUUUUAGCUAAGCGCCUCAAGUCCCUCUCCCUCUCACUCUCCCUUCUAGCUGAACCCCUCCUCCAAUCAGGAUCGCCCUUUUCGCAUCUAACCUGCCUCGAGUCGCUUUCCCUCACGAUCACUUAUCACCCGCCGCCGCUUGAUAGCCUAUCGCCUGAUAGCGUAUCUCUUAGCGACCACGAGCGGCACGUAUUGGCCGGGCUACAGCUGCCGUCGCCGCUACAGCUGCCGCUACAUCCGAACUCAGCCGGUUCUUCUCCACACUCCCCUCCCGUCCUUUCGCCGUCCCUUUUCGCCGGCCUUGCUCCCUCGAUAACUUCUCUCUUUUUCAAGCACCACGCGCCUAAAGGAUUUGCUUAUAACGAGGACGAGCGCGAUCGCGAAGGGAGAAGGCAGCACCACGCCACGUCAGCAGUCAUCCCCGAGUCGCUGUGGACGCUGACUCGCCUGCAGUCUCUGCUGCUGGAUACUGGGUCGUGCUGUAGCGAGUGUGACUGUAUCGUGUACUGCCACGUGGCGCAGAUUAGCGGUCUGACGAGCCUCGAAGUCCUCGCGCCCCUGUCAGCCCCGCCUAUCCACGCCCUGUCAGCACCUCCUAUUCCGGGCAAGGAAUCGAAGGGAGGAGAGAAUUCCGGUCAACUGCCAUCUACUGCCGCUGCCGCUGCUGCUGCUACUGCUCCUCCUGCUCGUUCUGCUGCCCCUACUGCAGCCGACGGUGCAUCCGCUGCUGCUGGCUCUGCCGCUGCGUCGAGUGCAGCAGCUAGUGGCGCCACUCGCUGCCCCUUCUCCCACCCCACCCACCCCGCCUCUCCCUCCGCCCACUCUCACACUUCCAUCCCCACAGCCAGUUCCCCGGUGCUUCCAGCUUUUGAGUCGACUCACAAGCACCCCACCUACCCUGCAUCUCCCUCCAUCCACUGCCACACUUCCACCCCCCCAGCCAGCCCCCCGGUGAUCCCAGCACACUCCCCUCUCUUCUCGAGCUCCACACAUUCCCCUGCACCCUCCAUUCCACCUCACUCCCCUCUCGCCCCAAGGCCACCCCACUCCCCUCUUCCCUCCAUCCCUCCACACUCCCCUCAUUCCUCCCUCCUCUCUCACUCCCCUCUCGCCUCGCUCUCCUCUCUCCAGCUAGACGUGGCCUAUCUCCUCCUACCCUCGUUUGGCGCACAUUUACCUGCAGUCACGCGCCUCUCCCUCCACUCCAUCCGCUUCUGUCACACCAGCUCCUGCCCCCCUGCGCUGCUCUCCUCCCUCUCCUCCUUCCCCUCCCUGCUCCACCUCUCGCUCUCCCUCUCCCCCUCCCUCCUCCCCAACCCUUCCCCACUCCCCCCUUCGCAAGCCCCCAUGAACCAGCAGCCAAUCUGCCCUCAUUCUGCAUCUCCCACUCCUCGCUCUGCCUAUCCUAUCGCUCACUCUGCAUCUGCUCCCCAACUUUCACCCUCUCCGCCCCCAUCUACUAGCCAUGGGCCAGCAGCAUCUCCGUCCCCUCUCUGCCACUGCCAACUUCUGCACAUGCAUAGGCACGUGAUGGAUAGGAGCCAUCACCUGCAGCAGCAGCAGCAUCGGUUAUGUGAGCGGAAUGGCGACUUGAGCAGCCAACAGCAGCACCAGCAGCAGCAGCAGCAAUGCCCCAUGGGCCAUUGUGCACUGGAGCACCUCUGUUCGCUCACCAUCACCAUAUGCAAGGGCGACAGCAACAACAGCGCCAGCAGCAGCAACAGCAACAGCAGCAGCAGCAGUAACAACGUAGUUGAGGUGCAAGCAGCAGCGUUGCUUGCGCUGCUGGCAAAACAGGCCCCCAAUCUGAAAUACCUCUCCCUCUCCCCACCUCUCCCACCCUUACCCGCUUCCUCCAACUAUGAUCCUGCUAUCUCCACACCCUCCCCUCUCUCCCCUCUCUCCCCUCUCUCCCCUCUCUCCCCUCUCUCCCCUCUCUCCCCUCUCUCCCCUCUCUCCCCUCUCUCCCCUCUCCCUCCCCUCCCUCCCCUCCCCCAUCUGCAAACGCUGCAGCUGAGCUCGCUGCCCUCCAUGCAGCUCCCUCUCUUCCUCCGCCUCACAUCCCUCCCUUGCCUCACUGACCUCAUCAUUGACAAUGCUGCAGACGUGGCUGUAGACAGUGUGAUUACUGACACAGUGAAUGCAGCAGAUGUGACUUUAGACUGUGUGACUGUUGAAGACGCUGCUCCACCUCUCACCCUUGGCCUGGCACCAAUUUUCCAGCCCCCUCCUCCGCCUCCUCCACCCCUCACCCUUCGGCUUUGCAACAUCCAUGCCAACAGUAGCAUCCUAUCCUCACUCCACCUCAUCCCCACCCUCCACACUCUCGUCCUCCCUCCUCUCUCUUGGCUCACCACCAUCCCUCCCUCACUCGCCCUCUCCCCCUCCCUCUCCCUCAUACGCGUUAUAGACUGGAGCAACCUGUCAGAUUUGCCAGAAGAGCUAGGCAACGCGUCUAGUGUACUGAAGGAGAUUGAGAUAAGGGGGGAGCAUAGUUUGGGGUGCCUUUCAUCAAGCUUGCAGGAAGUUGUUUGUUUCAAGUAAUCACUGUAGAUAGUGGUUAGGGUGCAACUAGCAGCUAAUUUCUUCUCUUGAUGUUAUGUAGAUACCAUUUCAACUG
Molecule: messenger RNA, 3889 nt
Organism: Closterium sp. NIES-67
Lineage: Eukaryota; Viridiplantae; Streptophyta; Zygnematophyceae; Desmidiales; Closteriaceae
Source: the annotation of a GenBank genome assembly